Molecule: messenger RNA, 333 nt
Organism: Serendipita indica DSM 11827
Lineage: Eukaryota; Fungi; Basidiomycota; Agaricomycetes; Sebacinales; Serendipitaceae
Source: the annotation of a GenBank genome assembly
AUGGAACGCACCCCAAACUUCAUCCGCGCUUGGUUUUGGUCACGCCAAGAUUCGAGUGUCCCUUUCGAUGUCCGCAACCCUGGCCAGGCGACUGUCAAUACGGAUGGCUGGGGAACACCGACUGCACUCUUUCCGAACACAAACUGUGAUAUUUCAUCCAAGUUUGCGCCACACAAAGUGAUUAUCAACUUGACAUUCUGCGGGGACUGGGCUGGAAACACGUAUCUAAAUGAUGGGUGUCCUGGUAAUUGCAUUGACCGCGUGAAUAACAGUCCUGGCUCGUUUACAGAAGCGUACUGGGAUAUCGGAGCCAUUAGGAUGUAUGGUCUCUGA